Gymnodraco acuticeps is the source of this 4268-nucleotide messenger RNA. Its product is annotated as myosin-9-like. The record is from RefSeq and is a predicted model, not a curated record. Gene Ontology annotation, cellular component: myosin complex. Lineage: Eukaryota; Metazoa; Chordata; Actinopteri; Perciformes; Bathydraconidae.
ACCGCCUGCGCAGGGAGGAGAAAUCGCGCCAGGAGCUGGAGAAGAACCGACGCAAGCUGGACGGCGACUUCAACGAGGUCCACGACCAGAUCUCCGAGCUGCAGGCUCAGAUCGCCGAGCUGCGCGCUCAGCUGGCCAAGAAGGAGGAGGAGCUCCAGGCGGCUCUGGCCAGGAUCGAGGAGGAGGCGGCUCAGAAGAACCUGGCCCAGAAGAAGAUCCGAGAGAUGGAGGCUCAGCUGUCGGAGCUGCAGGAGGAUCUGGAUCUGGAGAGGCAGGCUCGCACCAAGGCAGAGAAACACCGCCGAGACCUGGGGGAGGAGCUGGAGGCGCUGAAGACGGAGCUGGAGGACACGCUGGACUCCACCGCCGCGCAGCAGGAGCUCAGGUCGAAGCGUGAGACCGAGGUGACUCAUCUGAAAAGGACUCUGGACGAUGACGCCAAAGUCCACGAGCAGCAGCUGGCGGAGGUGAGGCAGAAGCACAGCCAGGCCUUCGACGAGCUCAACGAGCAGCUGGAGCAAUCUAAGAGGAACAAAGUGUCGAUGGAGAAGGCGAAGCAGGCCCUGGAGUCGGAGAGGAACGAGCUGGCCAUCGAGACCCAGACUCUGAUGCAGGGGAAGGGCGACUCUGAGCACCGCAGGAAGAAGGCCGAGGGAUCGGUCCAGGAGCUGCAGCUCAAGUUCUCCGAGAGCGAGAGGCAGAGGCUGGAGCAGGCCGAGAAGCUGGCCAAAGCUCAGAUUGAACUGGAGAGUGUGAGCAUGCUGCUGGGCGAUGUGGAGGGGAAGUCCAUCAAGGCCACCAAAGACUGCUCUCUUGUGGAGUCCCAGCUGCAGGACAUUCAGGAGCUUCUCACGGAGGAGACGCGUCAGAAACUGUCUAACAGCACCCGGCUGCGUCAGCUGGAGGACGAGCAGAACAACCUGAAGGAGCAGCUGGAGGAGGAGGAGGAGGCCAAGAGGAACGUGGAGAAGCAGCUGAUGACCGUCCAGGCUCAGCUCCUGGAGAUGAAGAAGAGGGUGGAGACGGACGCUGGGUCUCUGGAGACGGCGGAGGAGGCGAAGAAGAGAUACCAGAGAGACCUGGAGGCUUCCAACCAGCGCAUGGAGGAGAAGUGCGCCGCCUUCGAGAAGCUCGACAAAACCAAGACUCGCGUUCAGCAGGAGCUCGACGACCUGCUGGUGGACCAGGACCACCUGCGGCAGAUCGUCUCCAACCUGGAGAAGAAGCAGAAGAAGUUUGACCAGAUGCUGGCUGAGGAGAAGAACAUCUCUGCUCGUUACGCAGAGGAGCGAGACAAAGCUGAAGCCGAGGCCCGAGAGAAGGAGACCCGAGCUCUGGCUCUGACCCGAGAGCUGGACACUCUGAUGGACGUCAAGGAGGAAACGGACCGCAACAACAAGCUGCUGCGCGCCGAGAUGGAGGACCUCGUCUCCUCCAAGGACGACGUCGGCAAGAGUGUGCACGAGCUGGAGAAGGCGAAGCGUGCGAUGGACCAGCAGCUGGAGGAGAUGAGGACGCAGCUGGAGGAGCUGGAGGACGAGCUGCAGGGAACCGAGGACGCGAAGCUGCGCCUGGAAGUCAACAUGCAGGCCAUGAAGGCUCAGUACGAGAGGGACCUGUCCGGGAAGGACGAGAUGGGCGAGGAGAAGAAGAGAGCGCUCGUCAAACAGGUGCGUGAGAUGGAGAUGGAGCUGGAGGACGAGAGGAAGCAGCGCUCUGCAGCCGUGGCCUCCAGGAAGAAGCUGGAGCUGGACCUGAAGGAGCUGGAGGCCGGCAUCGACAUGGCCAACAAGAACCGAGACGAAGCCCUGAAGCAGCUGAAGAAACUGCAGGCCCAGAUGAAGGAUCUGAUCCGGGAGCUGGAGGACACUCGCAUGUCCCGAGAGGAGAUCCUGGCUCUGAGCAAAGAGACGGAGAAGAAGCUGAAAGGCAUGGAGGCCGAGAUGCUGCAGAUGCAGGAGGAGCUGGCGGCUGCAGAGAGAGUGAAGAGGCAGGCGCAGCAGGAGAGAGACGAGCUGCAGGACGAGAUCAACAGCCAGGCCACCAAGAAUGCUCAGGUGGUGGAGGAGAGGCGGCGCCUUGAGGCUCGUAUCGCUCAGCUGGAGGAGGAGCUUGAGGAGGAGCAGUGCAACAUUGAGCUGACCAACGACCGGCUGAAGAAGGCCGUGCUGCAGUCGGACCAGAUGAACGUGGAGCUGGCGUCUGAGCGCAGCACCUGUCAGCGGGUGGAGGGUGCUCGCUGUCAGCUGGAGCGUCAGAACAAGGAGCUGAAGCUGAAGCUGCAGGAGCUCGAGGGGACCGUCAAGUCCAAGUACAAAGCCAACAUGGCCGCCCUGGAGGCCAAGGUGGUGCAGCUGGAGGAGCAGCUGGACAUGGAGACCAGAGAGCGACAGGGAGCCACUAAGCUGGUGAGACGCACCGAGAAGAAACUGAAGGAGGUGAUCCUGACGGUGGACGACGAGAGACGCAACACGGAGCAGUACAAGGACCAGGUGGACAAGCUGAACUCCCGCAUGAAGCAGCUGAAGCGCCAGCUGGAGGAGGCGGAGGAGGAGGCUCAGAGGGCCAACGCCAACCGGAGGAAACUGCAACGAGAGCUGGAGGACGCCACGGAGUCAACGGACUCCAUGACCCGAGAGGUCUCCACCCUGAAGAACAAACUCAGACGUGGCGAACUCCCGUUCACCGUGCGCCGCACCAUGCCUCGCACCGGCAUCGAGAGCGACGAGGAGAGCGAGACCAAGAGCGAGACCCCCGAGUCCCCCAAGCCUUAAAAACCCGAGUCAUCAUUAAAAACACCCGCAUCAUAAAAUACAAAAACACACACUAACACACACACACUUCUGAACGGAGAGGAACACAAAACUAGAGAAACCGAUUUCCUCCUAGUCCCGUGACAAUCUAUGCAUUCUUAACACACACGGUAAACUCGGGACAAUCACCAUGCUGACACACGUUAUUUUUGGGCCAAAUGUUUUCGUUCGCUUCAUGUUUCGUUCUCUGGGGGAAAAAAAAAAAGGAUAUUUUUGUAAGGAAACAUUCCAAUGAUGGUAGUCCUGAUCCAGGAUCUAUUUUUCUAAUUGAAGAAGGAAGUACACGUUAAUGAAGAGCGAUCUACUGGAAGGGGACCAAAGUAAUAUCUCGAUCUAUAGAAAAUGUGUUUUAUGCAGAAGUUUUUAUAAUGGUUAAGAAUGGAAGUGCUUAUUAUGCUCUCGCUUCAGAUUAUAAUGAAGGUUUAUACGCGGAAUGUAUCCUAUCGACUUAGCGUGGCGGUAGAUUUGAUCAACGUUAUUUCUGUGAACACUAAAUGUAUGAGUAAAAACCCAAUAAAUGAAAUUAAAAGAAAUGUAUAAAAAUAUUAAAUUAAUCGGCUUCUAUAGAAACAAAAUCCACAAAAAAAAAAUACAUAAAAUGGAUUCUGAAAUGUGGAAUAAAUACAUAAAGAAUAUUUGAAUUUCAAUUUUCAAUUUCUUUCUACUUAACAAAUAUUUUUAAGCAUUUUUUGGAAGGUUUCACUUUUACAAAUUCUCCAUUUACACAUCUGUUCACACGAAGUAAAGUAUGAUAAAUCUACCUCCUUGAUUUAGCUGCAGUUAGUACUCGUGACUACGCUUAUGGGCUUAAAAAUGUAACACACAUUUCUUACGGAAGCUUAAAAAUCAGAGGCAGAUUUCAAGUUAAAAAAUUACGGAAGGCGUUUUGAUUGUGCUGAAUUUUCUUAAUUUUUGCACUGAGAAAAAAAAAGCCUUGACAUUAAAAAAAACACUGCGUUAAGUUUUAAAAAGACUCAUGGUAGUGAGUGCACACACGCACACUAAGGCCUUAAAUGCAGCAGCUGAAUUCUGGGUAGGGAUUUCUCAUUUUUCUGGACAUGCAUUGAUUUUUACAUUUCUCUCUAUCAGUGUUGUGUUUAUGUUGAAGGUAAAGGGGGUGGUGGGGAAGUCUUAUUACUCGCACUGUGUCCUCGGAGCUCGGUUGCCGGGUAGAUUUCGGAAGUUAGGGGAUGUUUACCCCCCCCCCUCCGCAGGCUGUGCUUUCGGCUCACACUGCUGGGAAGUGAGAGGAAUGUGUUGUUGUUGUUGGGAAUCACGGAUUAAGAAGAAUACAAAUAAUGAUCGCACUUAUAAUAAAAAAAUAAAAAAACAACAGCAAAGGAAAUCCAAAAAAAAAUGCUCAAUUAUUUUGUAAUGUCUGUCUUUCUGCACCUCUGGAAUCAUUGUUGUGAAAUGUUGGUAUUAUUGCAAUUAAAGAGGCUUUCUAAACUGCUA